This is a messenger RNA of Dentiscutata erythropus, 154 nucleotides long. NCBI's taxonomy places the organism in Eukaryota, Fungi, Glomeromycota, Glomeromycetes, Diversisporales, Gigasporaceae. The record is from the annotation of a GenBank genome assembly.
GAAUUACGUGAAUCAGAUGAAUCAAAUUCUAAUUCAGAAGAAGAAAUAUCUGAUAAUGAUUUAGAACCUGAAAUAUCAACCACUUUGCGUGGAAAUCGCCGAGGUAGACCAAGAUUAACCCAAACUAGUCAAGGUUCAAACAAUAGUAAUCAUG